GAUGCUGUUGGGAGCAGUCUUCGCCUUGGGCUUCGUUCUGUGCAGCGGGUUCCGCAACCUCACCGGGAAAUCUCCCAAGCCGACGCCAGAUGUUUGGGAGGAAUCGAAGGAUGAGACUCAAACCGGGACAACCGCCGCUCAACCCGAGAGGCAGGACAACACCCUGUCAGAGUUGCUAUGGGACUAUGACAAACUGAAAGCCGUGUCUGAGGGUUCGGGUUGCCGCUGUAAAUGUGUGUUCAGACCCCUGGGCCGGCAGGCCUGCCGCCGGAUCGAGGAAGGGACCCUCAGCUCGGAUGACUCGUACACGAUGGAGAUCAUCAGCUCCGGACCGCACUGUAAAUGUACCUGCCUCGCCCCUCCCUCGGCGCUCGACCCCUGCCAACAGAGAAUCAGAUCGCAGAAGCCCCAGGAGGCGGGAGGCAGCGGAUUCAAGCUCUCCUCUAUGGUGGAUUUAUUAGAAGAUACUAUCUUUGGCUUGGACCUUUUAAAGUUGCACUCCGUAACAACGAAACUAGUCAGGCAUAUUGAAAAACUGGAAGAGACACUGAAUGUAAACACUUUGGGAGGAGAUAGGCCCAGCGCAGACAAUGCCAACAAGGUUCAGAGUACGAUGGAGAAGAAAGAAAACCACACAACUGGUCAAAGCAGCAUGAAGAAAGAGAUGACUGACAUUGGCACAAACUUCCUGCAGAGAGACGCGGCUGCCACCUACACCCAAUCAGAGGAAAGGCACAUCCAUGUGCAACCUGAAAAGUUUGACAAAGAGCUCCUUCGGAAGAGGGGCGAAAACAAAGACACCAAACCACUCAUUGUGUUGCGCACAGAGCAGAAGCGGUUUGAGAGGCACCACAGACACAGGCAUUCCCAAAGACCAACCAUUAUACGAGCCACAUACUACAAGGCCAAAACUUCAGAGGACUCAGAAACAGUGGGAGAGGAAGAGGUGGCAGAGGAUGAGCAAGCCAGCUCUGCCAGCGGCGAGGAUGGAACUCUCCUCUUUUUGGAUGAUCAACUGAUUAAGCAGAUAGAUCCUGCGGUUAAUGCUUCUCAGACACCAAUUUCUGUACUCACAACCAUCACUCCAGAGACAGCAACAAAAUCCAGUGGUCAGCUGAAUGCCACAGAUGAGAUGGAGUCUUUGACCGAUACUGGUCCAGUUCUUGUUGAAGGUUCAACAAUUCCCAGUGUGACUGUCACCUCCAGCGGUACCAAUAUAACUAACUUUUCUGUGACCACUCCAGAGCUUCACCUUGCUCAGUCCAGCCAAGCCAACGCCUCAGAGCCUGCCACUGCUCUCAACACCACUGCUCUCAACACCACUGCUCUCAACACCACUGCUCUCAACACCACUGCUUCCAUCCCACCUUCCACCCACACUCUUGUCUCAGAUCUUUCUAUAAACUCCACAGCAAACACAACUUUUGCCACCGUCCCAGUCCCCACCCCCACCCCCACCAUGACUCAUGCUUCUGACAUCCCAACCUCACCAGCUUCUGCUCCCCUACCACCACCCAAUACUGCUCCCACAUCCUCCACAGUCACCACCACAACAGUUCCCAUCAGCGAAGCUCCCGUCACUAUCCCUGCCACCACCCCCACUGACAAUGCAGCAACUGCUUCAAACGUCCCACCCCACUCGAACACCACUGCUGCCCCUCCCACCACAACAGCCACAGCUAACACUACAGACCUGGCAGCAACCAGGCUGAGCACCACAGUCCUCACAACCGCAAGUACAACAGCAGCGACCACUGAACUUCCCACCACUGUCCCUGUGGACACCACUACAAGCACUGCAGCCACCACCAUGAGCACUGUACCCACUACCACACCCACCACCAUGACUACUGUACCCACCACAACAUCCACUACAGCCGCAAUACCAACCACCAUGAGGACCACACCCACCACCCCCGCAACCACUGAACCCAGCACAACACCCACCACUAUGGCAACCACUGUCCCCACAACCCCCACCACCACGACUACCAUACCUACCACCACACCAAUACCCACCACCACUGUACCAACCACAGCACCCACCACCACAACUGCUACAACCACCACAACUGCUACAACCACCACACCCACCACCACCAUCACCGUGACCACAACACCCACCACCACAACCACAACACCCACCACCACUACAAUCACCGUGACCACAACAACACCCACCACCACAACACCCACCACCACAACCACAACACUCACCACCACCACCAUACCGACCACCACCACACCCACCACCACCUCAACCAUGGCAGACACUGUCACCACCACCAAGCGAAGAACUGCAACCCGUUCUCCAAAUGCCAGGACAACUUUACUUGCUCCCCUUGCCAGAAGGAGACCACAUGUGGAGGGCACACGGAGACAACGUGUAAGCUACAAUUCGAAUGAAAGUUACCGAAGUUUUGGUGAGUGCAAGGAGACUUUGUCGACCAUCUCUAAGCCCAAGACCAAACACAUUUAUGGGAGGAAUGAAGGGGCCUGGAUGAAGGAUCCAUUAGCACGAAGUGAUAAAAUCUACAUAACCAAUUACUAUUAUGGGAACACCUUGGUAGAGUUUCGCAACAUGGAGAACUUCAAACAAGGUCGCUGGAGUAACUCCUACAAACUUCCUUACAAUUGGAUUGGGACAGGCCAUGUGGUGUACCAUGGGGCUUUCUACUACAACAGAGCCUUCACACGCAACAUCAUCAAAUAUGACCUGAGGCAAAGGUAUGUGGCAGCCUGGAGCCUGCUGCAUGACGUGGUGUAUGACGAGGCCACUCCCUGGAGGUGGAAGGGCCACUCCGAUAUAGACUUUGCCGUCGAUGAAAAUGGUCUUUGGGUUAUCUACCCAGCCAUUGACGAUGUAGGCUCCUUGCAGGAAGUCAUAAUCAUCAGCAGACUCAACACCGUUGACUUGUCCAUCCAGAAGGAGACUACCUGGAGGACCGGCCUGAGGAAGAACUAUUAUGGCAACUGCUUCAUAGUUUGUGGUGUGCUGUAUGCAGUGGACAGCUACAAUAAGAAGCAUGCUAACAUUUCAUAUGCUUUUGACACUCACACAAACACUCAGAUCAAUCCAAGGCUGCCAUUUAUCAACGAGUAUUCAUACACCACUCAGAUUGACUAUAACCCUAAAGAGCGCAUCCUGUAUGCAUGGGACAAAGGCCAUCAAGUCACGUAUGGUAUCACAUUUGCCUAUUAGAAUGAAAAACACAUAGACACUUGUGAUGAGCUUCAAGCACUUGGCUUUGUAAAAAAAAAUAUAUAUAAGGGGAUUGAUGUUCUUAUAUUCAUUCACAGAUUGUAGAUCGAUCUGUUUCGUGUUAAUAUAAUCAAGGUAACCUGCUUUAAAAGAGAGACAGAAAUACAGAAACACAAAUGGCCCUCCUUUAUCCUGCGCUUUAUACAAUAAUUGCAUACCUUGCAUGUCAUGACCGAGAGGAAUAAGAUGCCUGCCAGACUUACUUGCCGAGUUUCAAAUGGAUCAUUCCUCCUGCUUAAAUUUGGCAUGCUUGCCGACCAACAAAAUUGCAUGCUCCUUUGGCAUUGGUCACUUUGCAGAGAAGAAACCAGCCUCUCAACCUAUGUCUCUGCACUUUGAACUGGCCUUCAAGCUACUGUUGGGAAUAAUCACAGGGAUGAUUCAGUUCCACAGGUGUAAUUACGUUUAUAUGUUCUAAAUCAUGAAACAACUGCAUCUUAACCUCAUGCCUUGAUAGACGGCGUAACAACAAAUGGUACAAUAUUUCACCAUCCUCCAAAGACCUCUAUUUCCAAGUAUUCUUUAUUGUGGAUUAUCUCCUCAAUGACUGAAAGGUAUGAAUUACUGAAGUAUGUGUUGCACCUUAACGUUCACUGAUUAGAAAUGGCUGCUUCCUGUGGUGUUUAAUAUUGGUGGUCAUGUGCUUUAUAAUUUACAAAUAAUUUCCCAACAUAUAGUUUUUACUAAUAAAUUGGAUAGAAAUCUGAUCUUACACUUUCUGUGAAAUGUAGGGGUGGGAAUAUUUGGUUAUUUAGUGUAGAUCAGUAAAAUAAAAACUGCAGAUCGCUAUAGUGUCUGAAACUGACAGCAGUACUAUGUAAUAUUAUGUGCGGUCAGUGAUGCCAGUAUUAACCAUCAAGUAGGUGUGGAAUCUUAAGUCAGAUGAUAUGUCAUUUAGGAAAGAAAAUGAUCCCAUGUUCUCCAGGUGUUUCUUCACCACAGGCCCUGCAAGUUGUUGUGGCAUUUAUAUUGAAUGAUUGAUCCAUUGCUUGGAACAUCUGUACUGCUUGGAGCAACUAGAAUGCAAUAUAAUGCUGCUGACAUCUAUUAGGCUUCCCAUUCCAUUUUAUGGCUGAAUUUGUGCGUUUGCCAAGGUGAUGGACUGCAGUGUCUUUCUACUUUGUGCCCUGAGGGUCAGGAUUGGGCUUUCCUCAGCCAAACAUAAAAUAAAUAGAAAUUUGCACUGCAAUUCCCUCAUGGUUUUCAGUGAGAAAAGGAAAAAGAUGCCUUUCAGGCAUCCUUGCUGGGAUUCACAAGGAUAGCUGCUCUUGCUUAAACUUGGUGCGUGUGCUUGCCAACAAAACCCACAUGCUUCUUUUACAUCAGCUGCUACGCACAGAAGAAUCCAACAGUAUCAGACCUCCCAUUGUAGCAGUGCCAGAGCACUAAGCUUGUGGCCUCCCAGCGUAAGAAGCCCAAUUCAGGAUUAAAUGAUGGAUGUCUUGUUCUGUGGUUCCACUUGGAAAUUGGUUGAGAUUUUCCCAAAAUUAUGCACGAAUCUUAGUCAUGGCAAAGGUUUCCGAGCCUUUACCGAAGGCGUGGUUUAGUGAGAGGGGCAGGAACUGGACUGAACUCGGGUCCUGGAGCCAUGAGAACAAGACAGCAGCCAGUUUCCCACCCCUGCCUCCAUUCUCAGGGGUGCACUGGUGGCACACUUUCCCAGCAACACAGACACAUGCACACACAGGCGAGUCACAUGACGACUUGCUGUAAGCACUGGUAAUUCCAUUUGCUUUUGGAAAGGGGUUAUUGUCAGUAUAACUACUAAAUACCUCGAAAAGGGGCUGCACAGGCAUAUAGAGCUUGUGGCAGCUAUUCAGCUCCAAAAUCUUCAACAACAGAGAAGUCCUGUCUUGUUGUACGGCCGGGAAUGAAUUGGGCACAUAGACUAAUGAAGAGAUUUUGUGGGAGAGAGGGGAAAGGAUGUAGCAAUUUGUUUUACUUUUCUCACCUCUUUACAGAGGUACGUAAUGUCAUGAGGAACAUAUUUUUGGAGAGUGCAUAAUAUCUUGGUGAAAAUAAGCUGAUACUAUCUUUGAUAGCAAUAACACAACAGUGAAACUACAGAUAAAUGGAAGUGUUUUAUUGGUUAGUGAGGCCUGCAAUUCAUUGAGUAUUGAAAUUCUAUGAUUCUUCAAUGCAAUAGCUGUGAACUAAUUAGAAUGUGCCAUGAGAAUCAAGAAAGUAAUUAUAGCCAAAAUGUUAAUUAAAUAUUAAAUAACCCCUUAUCCAUCAUGAUUAAACUGUUUCUGCUUGACACUUGGAAUAAAUUGGUGAUUGCUGUGAGAUACAAAAUGAACAAGAUAUUUUACUCAGAUAGAAUGAAUCCGCCAUAAAAAUAGGCAAAUAAAUUCAAGAGGACAGCUCACCACCACUUUCUCAAAAGCAAGGGAUCGGCACUGAACACCAGAAAUGACAAUCUUGCCCACAUUCUGUAAAUGAGUAAAACAUGAAAAGUUUUGUGAUCUAUAUGAAUAUUUCUUCAUGAAAUUCCAAAGGCAGUGGUAUAGGGAGCAUUAAAACAAUUUUUUUUCAGAAUUCAGACUUCAUUAAUUGUUUCAUGGAGUUAAAAAGCAAAUUCACCCACAGUAGAAUUUUCUUACUGACUUUGAUAAAAGUGUUGCCACGUUAGUGGUUGUUGUCAGCAGACAGGAGCUAGGAGGAGGAGCCAAUCCACUCAAUUCAAAUAAAACAUUGCAUAAUUUGUUAUAAGUAUUUUCUUGAGAGAGAGCUCUUUUUAAUUAUGUGAGUUACCUAAAUUCACUGGGUUCCAAUCACCUUGGUAUUUAUCAGUACUGCAUUUUCAGCUCAUUGUUUGUCUGUUUCCUUCAAAGAGAUGAUCUAUCAGAUUGCCCCUGCAUACAAUGAGGAGAGGAGGUGAACUGUUAUGGAAGACUAUAACCGAUACUAUGGUUAGCAACAGCAAUUGCAAACGAUUUAUUGCAUUCUAUCCAAUGAGGAGCUUACUAAGUGUGAUAAAAAUUAUGAUCACAUAUGUUGUUGGACCAAUUGGCGUUUUCUAUUACUGUGUAAUAAAUUUGUUUGACAAUUGAAACUUGAGUCUAAUUCCAGUGUAGUAUUAUUCUCCAGUCAUUUGAAAGAAGUAUUUGCAAUUAUUUAAAGCUUUUCAUGUCCUGAAAUAAUGGCUUCAUUGCUUGUUUCAAGAAAUGAGAAGUGAAAUCUCACAAUUAUGUUCCUGUAUGAUGACUUCAUCCAAUUAAUUCUUCCCUCAGCCCCAGCCUUUUGCCCACGACUCAUUUUUGCCCUCAAAUUGGCACCCAUGCCUUUUAUCAAAUAGGUUAAUGCUCCUUCUCUGUAGGUGUUUCUUUUAAAGUCUUGUUCAGAAGUAGGCUGCUAAACAUUAAGGUCUGGCUUCUGCGACUUCAAAUUCAGCCAGGAUGAUAGGGCAACAUUGAUAUUGAUGUAAACGAUUGUGAAGGAAAUGAAGAUGAGGCAGGAUGCUACAAUGGGAAAGCUGAGGAAAUGGAGAGAUUAAGUGCAAUAAUGCAAACUGGCCUUUAGCAAUAUCCACUAUUUUUUUUAACAUAAACUUUAUCCAAGCAGUUUACUGUUGUGGUCACCAUUUGAAAGCAUCAAAUUACUGGAAAAAUUCCUGGUAAUUGAAAUAAGUAAAGACCACAAUUAAAAUAUGAAAGCAGCACAAUUUAAGACAUGGUUUCUUGUCAGGGUCAUUAAUUAAACUGAAUUUUGAUAACCUGGGAAUGGUUAAAAUAGUCUAGUUAAAAGACCAACUCUAAUCUCAAAUUAGUUAGGAUCGUCACAAACACCAGCCGAAUCCCAAUAAAUGAAUUCAGCUUUCAAAAUUCUCUCUUAAAACUCAGUACCAGUAACGGUUAAGAGAAAGGAUAGAUUCAAAUUUUUGGUGAAAACCCUUUUUCAGAAGUGUUGUUUGCUUUUAACAGAUUUACAGCAUUUUUAAAUUACAUGUUAUUUUUCUAAAUUUUGUUCUUUACUUUUCUGGUGGAUUUCAAUUAUU
Messenger RNA from Pristis pectinata (smalltooth sawfish), 7259 nucleotides. RefSeq names its product olfactomedin-like protein 2B. NCBI's taxonomy places the organism in Eukaryota, Metazoa, Chordata, Chondrichthyes, Rhinopristiformes, Pristidae. The record is from RefSeq and is a predicted model, not a curated record. The coding region runs from base 2 to 3202 and encodes 1066 amino acids. The transcript is spliced from 8 exons. Gene Ontology annotation, biological process: signal transduction.